This is a messenger RNA of Cydia amplana, 465 nucleotides long. Its product is annotated as transcription elongation factor 1 homolog. Gene Ontology annotation, biological process: transcription elongation by RNA polymerase II. Gene Ontology annotation, molecular function: RNA polymerase II complex binding. Bases 152 to 400 code for a protein of 82 amino acids. Gene Ontology annotation, cellular component: transcription elongation factor complex. Lineage: Eukaryota; Metazoa; Arthropoda; Insecta; Lepidoptera; Tortricidae. The record is from RefSeq and is a predicted model, not a curated record. The transcript is spliced from 3 exons.
GCCAAUUGUGGGACCAUCCAAGUUGACAUUUUAGAAAUUGCAGGAGGAUGAACCUCAUCCCCUAGACCAAAAUAUAGGACUUGAGUAAAAUCAUCUAAAACAAUCUCGUUCAACAGUUCCCGAUCUAUAACAGCAAAGGCAAAGUCCCGAUAUGGGUCGCCGCAAGUCAAAAAGGAAGCCGCCGGCGAAGAGGAAAGCCAUAGAGCCGCUUGAUCAACAAUUCAACUGCCCAUUUUGUAAUCACGAAAAAUCCUGUGAAGUUAAAAUGGAUCGAGCGAGAAAUACAGCUCGAAUACAAUGUCGAGUGUGUUUAGAAGACUUCCAAACUACCACCAAUGUACUGUCUGAGCCCAUUGAUGUUUAUAAUGACUGGGUAGAUGCUUGUGAAAGCGCAAAUUAGCUUAUAGGUUAUAAUGCCCUAAAUGUGUGUAAUGGGAGUCUCCAUAAAAUAGAUAUAUGUAUUUU